AUGGACAGUUCAUUCACCGCUCGAACUCUCCUUCCCCUCUUAAUUGCCCUCCUAGCCAUCAUCGUGGCGCCCCUCCUCCGUCUCCGCCUCACAUCCGUGCUUGGCCACCUCCGAACCACACCAGCACGAUACCUCACAACCUCCAGCAUGGCCCCUGCCCACUUCCGCAAGCCCCCUCAGGCCCCUCCGAUCUUCACAGCAACUCCAGAAUCCGUAGUUGCCGAUGCCGAGCGCCUGAUCAAGACCACCCGCACCAUCCAAGACAAGAUUGUGGCUGAGAUCAAGCCUGAGGCCGCAACCUUCGCCAACGUCGUCCUUGCCAUCGCUCACGAUGACAACGUGAGGAGUUUGGAGUCCAGCAUUUUGGGCUUCUACCAAGCUGUCUCAACAGACUCCAAGCUCCGGGAUGCCUCCUCCAAGGCCGAGGAGCUGAUGGAUGAGUUCUUCAUCGAGGCCGCUAUGCGUGAAGACGUCUUCAACCUGUUUGAUGCUGUGCUGCAUCGUGACGAGGCUCUUGACCCAGAAUCUCGCCGUCUGCUAGAGAAGGAACACAAAGAAUUCGUCCGCUAUGGACUCGGUAUCCCUGCUGGACCUCAGCGGGAUCGUUUUAAGGAGAUCAAGAAGCGAUUGAGCCAGCUGAGCAUUGAGUUCCAGAAGAACUUGAACGAGGAGAAUGGCGGCAUUUGGUUCUCGCCUGAGCAGCUGGCCGGUGUGCCGAAUGAUGUGCUCGAGGGUCUGCAGAAGGGCGAGGGCGAAAACGAAGGCAAGCUCCGGCUGUCGUUCAAGUACCCCGAUCUCUUCCCCGCUAUGAAGUACGCCAGUGAUCCUGAGACCCGCAAGCAGGUUAUGAUCGCCAACGAGAACAAGUGUAACCAGAACGUGCCGCUCUUCCGCGAAACAAUUAUCCUGCGUGAUGAGGCGGCCCGUUUACUCAAAUACCCCAACCACGCUACGUACCGUAUCGAGGACAAGAUGGCCAAGACACCGGAGACUGUUGAUAAUUUCCUCGGUGAUCUGCGCACUCGAUUGACCGCCGGCGGUAAGAAGGAGGUGCAGAAGCUGCUGGAGAUGAAGAACGCCAUGGAUCCCAAGGCUGAUGGUCGCUACUACUUGUGGGACCAUCGGUUCUACGACCGUCUCAUGCUCGAGAAGGAUUAUUCUUUCGACCAGCAGCUGAUUGCCGAGUGGUUCCCUCUGCAGAACACCAUUAACGGCAUGCUGAAGAUCUUCGAGGAGCUCUUCGGUCUGGAAUUCGUCGAGGUCACCGGUGAAGACCGCGCAUCCAUUGCCUCCACCGGCCAGGGCAACGACAUCGUUUGGCACGAAGACGUGCAAAUUUUCAGCGUGUGGAACGACGAAAGCGAGGGAUCCGGAUUUGUUGGAUACCUGUAUCUCGACCUGUUCCCCCGCGAAGGCAAAUAUGGUCACGCCGCCAACUUCAACCUCCAACCCGGUUUCAUCGACAAGGACGGCAACCGCCGAUUCCCUGCCACCGCUCUGGUGUGCAACUUCACCAAGCCACAGCUCAAGAAACCCAGUCUGCUCAAGCACGACGAGGUUGUCACGCUCUUCCACGAGCUCGGCCACGGCAUCCACAACCUCGUCUCGCGCACUAUCUACUCCCGCUUCCACGGCACAAGUGUAGCGCGCGACUUCGUCGAAGCACCCAGCCAGAUGCUCGAGAACUGGUGCUGGACUGCCUCCCAGCUUCGUGCUCUCAGCAAACACUACACCACCCUCUCCCCAGAGUACCUCUCUGGCUGGCAAGAGGCUCAGGCCAGCAACGGCAAGACGGAUACAGAGAAGCCAUCCGAGCACAUUCCCGACGAUAUAAUCGAUAACCUUAUCCGCACAAAGAACGUCAACGGCGCCCUCUUCAAUCUCCGCCAGCUCCACUUCGGUAUCUUCGACAUGACCGUUCACGAACCUAAGAGUCACGCCGAUAUUGAGGCCCUUCCCAUUUCAGCCACAUACAACCGUCUUCGCCAGGAAAUCACCCAGCUGGACGGCCCUGAAGUACUUGGUGAAGGCAGUGAAUGGGCACACGGCCAAGCGACAUUCGGCCAUUUGAUGGGUGGUUACGACGCUGGAUACUACGGGUACUUGAGUUCGCAAGUCUACUCGACUGAUAUGUUCUACACCGUCUUCAAGGACGAUCCUAUGAACAAGGCUGCUGGUCGUCGGUACCGGUACCAGGUUCUGGAGAAGGGUGGCAGUCAGGAAGAGAUGAAGUCGUUGACGGAUUUCUUGGGUCGGGAGCCGCAGACCGAUGCCUUCUAUAAGGAUUUGGGACUUGCUUGA
Penicillium soppii is the source of this 2301-nucleotide messenger RNA. Its product is annotated as M3 family metallopeptidase. Lineage: Eukaryota; Fungi; Ascomycota; Eurotiomycetes; Eurotiales; Aspergillaceae. The transcript is spliced from 3 exons. Gene Ontology annotation, cellular component: mitochondrial intermembrane space. Gene Ontology annotation, molecular function: metalloendopeptidase activity. The record is from RefSeq and is a predicted model, not a curated record. Bases 1 to 2301 code for a protein of 766 amino acids. Gene Ontology annotation, biological process: peptide metabolic process; proteolysis.